Drosophila novamexicana is the source of this 1063-nucleotide messenger RNA. It is a transcript of the gene Prx6a, whose product is annotated as peroxiredoxin-6. Lineage: Eukaryota; Metazoa; Arthropoda; Insecta; Diptera; Drosophilidae. The transcript is spliced from 3 exons. Gene Ontology annotation, cellular component: mitochondrion; cytosol. Gene Ontology annotation, biological process: cellular oxidant detoxification; cell redox homeostasis. The record is from RefSeq and is a predicted model, not a curated record. Gene Ontology annotation, molecular function: peroxiredoxin activity. Bases 60 to 734 code for a protein of 224 amino acids.
AGCUGCAGAACUUUCUUAAUUGCUUCUUUUCGUUCAAUUAAUUUGUUACAUUUUUUAAAAUGUCGCCCAAAGCUCUUAACAUUGGUGAUCCGUUUCCCAACUUUGAGGCUCAGACCAAUCUGGGAAAAAUAGAUUUCUAUGACUGGAUGGCCGACAGCUGGGCCAUCCUCUUCUCGCACCCGGCAGAUUUCACGCCCGUGUGCACCACAGAGCUUGCACGGGUUGCCCAAUUGAUUCCGGAAUUUCAGAAGCGCGGCAUUAAACCGAUUGCUCUGUCCUGUGACACGGCAGAGUCCCACAACGCUUGGAUCGAGGACAUCAAAAGCUAUGGCAAGCUGGCAAGCUUCGAUUAUCCCAUUAUUGCGGACGAUAAGCGCGAGCUGGCUGUCAAGUUGAAUAUGCUGGACAAGGAUGAGCUGAAUGCUGCGGGCAUACCGCUCACCUGUCGCGCCGUCUUCGUUAUAGACGACAAGAAGAAGCUGCGUCUCUCUAUUUUAUACCCAGCCACAACUGGUCGCAAUUUCGAUGAAAUUCUGCGCGUUGUCGACUCGCUCAAGUUGACACAAACAAAGAGCGUGGCCACGCCCGCGGAUUGGCAGCCGGGCGGCCAGUGCAUGGUGCUGCCCACAGUGCAGGCUGCCGAUGUGCCGCAGCUUUUUCCUAACGGGGUGGAGACGAUCCAGGUGCCCUCGGGCAAAAGCUAUUUGCGCAUCACUGCUCAGCCGCAGAACUAGAAGUAUUCCAUGACAGCCGAAUUGUGAUAUUCUGCAUUUUACAUGACUUUAUUACAAAAUUAUAAUUAACAACAAAUCAAAUUGUUUUACAACCAUUUGCCCCAGUCUCUCAGGGAAGAGGCAACGCUGUGGGACCAAGCAAAAGCGCGCCCAGCCUGGGCAAAAUGCACAAAACUUUUGUCUUACGAACUAAACAUGUUGAUCGGGGAAGGGGAAUGUGCCACUAAUAGCUUAUGUGUGCUCGUUUGUUACAAACAUAAAAAGUACAUAUACACACAGACUACAUAUAAAAUAUACAUAUUGCAACUGGAUAAUCUUAAGAAACUAAA